This is a messenger RNA of Erythranthe guttata (spotted monkey flower), 1489 nucleotides long. It is a transcript of the gene HB-3, whose product is annotated as homeobox-3. Gene Ontology annotation, molecular function: DNA binding; DNA-binding transcription factor activity. Gene Ontology annotation, biological process: regulation of developmental process. NCBI's taxonomy places the organism in Eukaryota, Viridiplantae, Streptophyta, Magnoliopsida, Lamiales, Phrymaceae. The record is from RefSeq and is a predicted model, not a curated record.
ACAGACAGGAGAGUAGGUGAUGCAAAAGAGGCUAUAAAGAGGAGGUGUCUUGUUACCAGACUUCCAUUCACUCUCUGAAAAACACUCACUACUAUACUCUACACACACUACCACAAACACACACACACAUACAUAUAAAAUAUCAUGGCUUCAUCGAACAGACACUGGCCAAGCAUGUUCAAAUCCAAACCCUGCAACACCACAACUCACCAUCAAUGGCAGCAUCAGCAGCAUGACGUCAACUCCACUCUACUCUCUUCUCCUUGCACCCGUACCCCUUUCAACACCCCUGGGUGUGAAGAGAGAACCCCGGAGCCGAAACCGAGAUGGAACCCUAGACCGGAGCAAAUCGGGAUACUUGAAUCCAUUUUCAAUUCGGGUAUGGUUAACCCGCCCCGAGACGAGAUCAGAAAAAUUAGGGCACAGUUGCAGGAGUUCGGCCAAGUCGGAGAUGCCAACGUUUUCUACUGGUUUCAGAACCGCAAAUCCAGAAGCAAACACAAGCACCGCCAGAACCUCCACCACACCCCCAAAUCUCGUCACCCACCGCCGUCCGCCGCCGCCGCCGCUCCUCCUCCGUCUUCAUCCUCGUCCUCCUCCGACAAAUCAUCACCGAAUAACUCGAGCGAGAAGUCCCUAUCCGUCGGUCCGAUCACUGUGAUCGACUUGCUGAAUUCGCCCACUGCUUCCGUCAACCAGCCCUUCUUCCAUGCGAACAACGCCAACGAGUUCUUGGCGGAACCCUUCUUUUUCCCGGCGGUGCAGCAGAACGCCGGAGCAACCCAAUCUCCUCCGCCGUCUUCUAUAACACAAGGGUUUUACUUUCCCGAUAAUAUUGUGGCCGAUCAGAACACAGUCCCGAGUAACUUUCUACUGAGUGAGCUGAUGCUUAUGGGCCAUUACCCAUCUUCAAAGAAAGAAGAAGACGACAAGCUCAAAUUCCAUCAACAAAAUCUGAGUAACUACGCUUCAACUUCUGCACCACCAAACCCUUGUCUUCCUCCACCUUUUUCUGUGCCAUCCAUUAAUCAAAUUCUUCAAGGUGUAGGAGAAACGGUGGGGCCCACAAGAUCGACGGUGUUCAUAAACGACGUGUGCUUUGAGGUUGGAUAUGGACCGUUCAGUGUGAGGGAAGCAUUUGGUGAUGAUGCGGUGCUGAUUCAUUCCUCCGGCCACCCUGUUCUCACUAACGACUGGGGUGUUACCCUUCAGCCGCUUCAGCACGGCGGCUUCUACUAUCUCUCCCGCCCUUUUGCCCCUCCUUCUCCCGUUGACCGCACUAUUGAUUUGAUUUAGAAGAAACGAGCUAGGGGAUGGAUGGAUGGAUGGAUCAGAUUUCUAAUUUUCGUGGCUUUUGUGGUUGUUUUCGUAAUAUUUAGUUUAUCAUAUAAUAUAAUAUAAAAUUAAUUGAUGUAUGUUGUGAACAAUAGUAGUCACUACGUAUGGUUUAAGAACCGAACCACCUUAAUUAAUUAGUUUGCUUCCUUUU